Messenger RNA from Dicrocoelium dendriticum, 501 nucleotides. Lineage: Eukaryota; Metazoa; Platyhelminthes; Trematoda; Plagiorchiida; Dicrocoeliidae. The record is from the annotation of a GenBank genome assembly.
AUGCGCGACGUAGUCGCUCGGUCAUUCGACAUACUGCUCACCGUACAGGUAACUGCAAAGCCGUUCAUCGGGUUUGGACAAGGUGUACUCAGCAACCUGCACAAUUUUACUCCAGUUGGCGUAUCUGAGGAAACUAAAAGAAGGUGCAUAGAACGUUGGUCCAAUAUUAAGGGCUAUAAGAAUUUUCGGAGUGCUAUCACAAAUGCUGCGGUUCUAAUUCCACUCUGCCUUGUUCACAACAUCCCUUCCAUCCUAUUCCUCAGGCGCCCUCUUCACCUACGAUCCCAUCCCGGAGAGAUAGGUUUUCCUGGGGGAAUUUGUGAUCCAAGUGACGAAGGGGAUGUAGUCCGCACAGCACUGCGCGAAGCUCAUGAAGAAGUCGGCCUUCCGCCAGAAUCAGUUGACGUUUGGACCACACUGCCUAGUCUGGAUGCAGGUGUAAGUUGGCGUGUUCGGCAGCUACAUCGAUUCCUUUGUUGUGCACGCAAUGUUGAAGUCUAA